AUGAAAGCAGGCAAAUUAACGGGAAGAGACCAACAAGAAUGGCUAAAUUUAAUUAUGGAAUCUUCUGGUGUUAAUGAACAAGUUGAAAAUUUAAAAAACAUUCUUUCAUUUAAUCCAAAACCUACAAAAUCCUUUAAUAAACGAGAAAUUGAACAACGUUAUAAAGAUGAAUUUAACGGACUUUAUUUGACUAGAAAAAAUGUUAAAGAAAUGUUUGGAGAAUAUGAAGAUCGAAAAGUUUCCAUUUGGGAGGAAUUGGAUAGAAAAUUUAAUAAGAAACAGAGAGAUGAAUUAGAAGAGACGGGAUAUUCGCUUCUUACUGAAAGCCAGCUAAGAUUUUUAUACGGGCCUGAAUCUCCAUUUAAUGACUCUAUAACACUUGAAAGAUUAUUACCAAUAAUUAAUAAAAAUAAUAAAAAUUCUUCAAUAAUAAAUCAGGAUGAUAUCAAAAAAAUUGCUCAAAUGCGUUCAUUUGAUAUUAGACAACAUGAUAUUGUGUUAUCUCCUAGCGUCUUCAGGCCAUCAAUAUUAAAUCCAACGCGUACAAGUCAACCUUUUAUUCUCUCUCCUUUCCUCUUUUCCCCAACAAUUUUAUCUCCAACAAUUAUGGGACCAGCAAUUUUAUCACCUAGAGUAUUUUCUCCAACUAUUUUAACACCAAGAAUUAUGACUCCCUUAAUUCUAUCACCAUUUAUAUUUUCGAGUAUUAUACUCUCUCCAAUAAUUAUGCAGCCAUUUAUUCUCUCUCCAGGAUUGCUAAAUAGUGUGAUUUUAAGCCCCUUCGUAAUGAAUCCAAUGAUUAUGAGCUCACAAAUAUUUCAUCCAUUUAUUUUAUCACCAUUAGUUAUGACUCCAGGAAUUUUAAAUCCUUCAGCUCUUUCCCCUCUUGUAUUAAGCCCUUUUGUGUUAAACCCCCAAGUUUUUUCUCCAAAAUUUUUUUCUGGAUUAAUUCUUUCUCCAUAUGCACUUUCACCUGUUCUUAUGAGUCCAACUUAUGCUUAUGUUGUUAUUCUUUCUCCCAGUUUUUUAAGUUAAUUUUUAAAAAUUGUUUUUGUAUAUUUACUGA
This is a messenger RNA of Meloidogyne enterolobii, 1066 nucleotides long. NCBI's taxonomy places the organism in Eukaryota, Metazoa, Nematoda, Chromadorea, Rhabditida, Meloidogynidae. The record is from the annotation of a GenBank genome assembly.